AUGGCUCUCCCCUUAUCCCUUCUUUGGUUUGCCUCUUGUUCUUUUUUUCUUUUUCUUAACUUCAUUUUGUUAUCCUUCUUUUCUUCCUAUCUUUUUCUUUUUUCUUUCUUUCUUAUUCCUCGUUUGUCUUCUAUGUCACCAUCUUUUUUUGGCUUUUAUUUUUUUUUCGUUCGUCUUCUUUCCCGCCGUUUUCUUCCUAUAUCGUCUUUUUUCUCGCAAUUUUUCUACCUGUUUUUCCUCUUCGUCAUCAUCUUCAUAUUUCUCUUAUUCACUUGCUUUCCUUCUUUGACCUUCUUCUCGCCACCUUUUUCUCUAUUUUUAAUGUAUUUUUCUUUUUAUAUUUUUUACCAACAUUGUCUUCUUCCAUUUUGUUUUCUUUCUCAAAAUAUUCUUUUUUUUUUAGUUUCCCCUUAUUCUUCCCUUUUCUUCUUUAUUCUUCUUUCUUCGUCAUUUUCUUUCAGCGUCUUUUUUCUGUGUUCUUUUCUUGCUUUCUUUUCAUUUGUUUUCUAUCUCGCUACUCUUUAUUUGCUUGAAUUACCUUUUUUUUCUAUUUGUUCCUCUUUUUUUAUUAGCCAUCUUCUUUCGUCUUCUUUUUUCGUCUUCUUUCCUCUUCGUCUUUUUUUCCUUUCCUCAUUUUUUUCUUUUGUUUUCUUUUCCUUUCGUCUUUUUCUUUUCCUGUCUUCAUUUCUUUCGCCGUCUUUUUCUUUCAUUUUCUUUUCCAUUCGGCCUUUUCUCCUUCCAUCUUCUUUUCUUUUGUCUUCUUUUUCUUUUGUUUUCUUUUUCUUUCGUCUUUUUCUUUUCCCGUCUUCAUUUCUUUCGUCUUCUUUUUCUUUCUUUUUCUUUUCCUUUUGUCUUUUUCUUUUUCCGUCUUCUUUUUCUUUUUUCUUCUUUUUCUUUUUUCUUCUUUUUCUUUUGUUUUCUUUUUCUUUCGUCUACUUUUCUCUUCCUCUUCUUUUCCCUUCCUCUUCUUUUCCCUUCGUCUUUUUUCAUUCCUUCUUCUCUUCCGUCUUAUUUUUUUCGUCUUUUCCUUUCGUCUUUUUCACUCCCAUCUUCUUUUACUUUCAUCCACUUGUUUUUCUUUUUUCUUCUUUUUCUUUUUUCUUCUUUUUCUUUUGUUUUCUUUUCCAUUCGUCAACUUCUUGUUCGAAUUUCUUUUUCUUAUCUUCAUUUCGUCCAUCUUCUUUUUGUUUUUUUCUUGCUUCCUUUUCUUCUUUUCUUUUCUAUCUCUUUGUCUUAAUUUGCUUUUUGUCUUUUUGUAUCAUCUUGUUCCUCGUCGUCUUUUUCUUUUCUUUCACGUUUCUUUACAUGCUUGCUAUUUCCUCUUUUGCCGCCUUUUUCACCAUCUUUUUUCACUUCUUUUUUGUCUUCUUUGUCUUGCUUUCAUUCAUUCCCGCACUUAUAUUUUUUUGUUCUUUUUUCAGCAUAUUUUUUUCCUUCUCGCCUUCCUAUUUUUUCUUUCAUCCCCUUUUCUCAUUUUUUUGUUAUUUCUUGCUUAUUCUUUCUCUUCUCGCUUUUUCUUCCUUCUUUUAUUUCUUCCUUCUCCUCCUCCUCCUUCUUCUUCUUCUUCUUCUUCUUCUUUUUCUUCUUCUUCUUCUUCUGUUAUCUUCUUCCUUCUUUUUCUACUUUUUCUCCUUUACUGUUUUGAUAUCCUCUUUCUUUUACGUCUUUUUCUUCUUCUCUCUUUUUCUUCUUUCUUCUUCUUUCCUCUUUUUCUUCUUUCUUUUCAUCUUCUUCUUCUCGCGUUUUCUUCUUCCUUUUCUCCUCUCUUUUUCUUCUUUUUUCUUCUCUUUUUUUCUUUCUUCUUCUUUUUCUCUCAUUAACUUCUUCUUCAUUCUUCUUCUCUCUUUUUCGUCUUUCUUCUUCUUCUUCCCUAUUUUUCUCCUUUCCUCCUCCUCUUCUUCUUCUUCUUCUCUAAUUCCACUAUCAUUUUUCCCUGACUUUGUCAAUUACUUGUUAGAAUCAAAAUCCUCACUGUAA
Messenger RNA from Acanthosepion pharaonis, 1977 nucleotides. Lineage: Eukaryota; Metazoa; Mollusca; Cephalopoda; Sepiida; Sepiidae. The record is from the annotation of a GenBank genome assembly.